AUUUCUCCGGGCUUCAUUUUCCCUAUAUCUUUCUUUGCACUAUUUUGCAGGAUUAUGGUGAGGAAAGGGAAGGAAUGAAAGAACCAAGUAUUUAUUAGCCAGUCAAUUAUCAAUUAUUAAGCGCUCACUAUAUGCUAAGCAAGAGUAAACUAUUACAUUCUAAGGCUCCCUUUGGGGAUCUGAAGGGAGAGCGGUUACGUCCUCGUACUUCCCUCCCUCCAGGUCCCAGUAGAUUACUUUGUUGACUGCUCGGCCUCGGUUGUUGUCUCGUGCCCCCUUCCCCGCCCCCGCAUGUAUUUGAAAAGACCCGUCAGCUCUGUGCAUCCAGUCUCUCAGAAUGCCAGAAGGCUCCUUAAACCCACCUAAAGCUUUUAUCUCGUGCGGUUGCGCUCAAAGGGAGCACUUCGAAGGGAAAGGGGGUGAACUUCUCGAGAACAAGUUCCUCGCAAGGGCCGAGCAGAGGCCCCUGCCUUAGUGAGUGGGGGUGGGAAUUGGCACAUGAAAGGGGGAGUGACGGUCGCCGCGGAGCUUUCAGUCUUUUUCUGCCAAGGCUAGGACAGCUCUCUAGAGAAAGGAUUUAAAAUGUACGGUUAAGGGAAGUUUGGUGUUCCCUUUCUAAGCUUGCCUGAGGCUUUAAUUCUCUAGCCUACCCCAGGCUUCGCCCUGUUGCAGUCUAGGGUUCUCAGAGAAUGAAAUGAGCUUACGCCCGAGUUCUUAGCACUUUCCUCCCGCUGCUAAUUGGAGAACGACCCGGAGAACACGAACUUAGGCCGACCCGGGGGAAGCCUUAGUGACGUCAUGUCUCCAGUGCCCUCAUCAGUCAGUCACUCUGGGCCCCUGAGAGGACGCUCAUUCCGGGGGAAGAGAUCAGGCAGGAUCUGAGGAUAGAGAUGGGCUUGUCCCAGAGAUGGAGGAAGAGAGAUGGAGGGUUGGGAGAGGUUGGAGCUUUCAUCAGUAAAAGCUAUAAACUCUAAUCUGGAAGCCAGGAACUGGCUUACACAAAAGAACUCUGUUCACAUCUGUCCUCCCACUUCCAACACUACCCCUCUUCUCCUAUAUCUGUCCUCUUCUGUUCACUUGCCUUCAUCCCCUCACUAGCCCUAUCGAUCUCCAUCCUUCCUGAUCCCCAAUACUGACCCUCUUUUCAUCUUUCCUUCUUUUCUCUCCACAUCUUCCGUUUUCCUUCAGACUUUCCCUCCCUAACAAAUUAAAUUCAAUGAAAUUGUAUUAAACACCUGCCUUAAGCAAGGCUUUGUUUUCAGGUUGGGGAAAGAAAGCUGAAAAGCAACAGAGGCCCUGCUCUCCUGGAAUUUAUAAUUAAAUGGGGAAGAAAUGGGAUGGGGUGUCUACCAUGUACACAAAGAUGAUACAAGAUCCAGCCCGCCUGUGGCUGAGUAGGUGCCCACGCCGCGGGGCCUGCGGGAGCGAUGGGAAUGAGUCGGGGCAGGCUCUGGGCGAACAGCCGCUGCCUCCCGCGCCCGCCCGCCCCCGCCGGACGUGGGCAGCCCCCGGCCUCGGUAAGCGCUACACGGACAGCGAGGCCCGCGGCUCAGCUCGUAGCGGCAGGCCCCUAAGGGGGUCCCCUGCUCCGGCCUCCGGCCCCCACCUCAGGCCAGCGAUGUUCGCAGGGGAGUGAGCGCGUUGCUGAGUGACUCCAUGGCUCGGGCCCGGGGCGCCCACUGAGCCCGGGCCGCCCCUACCCCCAGCCCAGCCCUCCGCCCGCCGCCGCCAAGAUGGUGAUGUCCCAGGGCACCUACACCUUCCUCACCUGCUUCGCCGGCUUCUGGCUCAUCUGGGGCCUCGUGGUCCUGCUCUGCUGCUUCUGCAGCUUCCUCCGCCGCCGCCUCAAGCGGCGCCACGAGGAGCGGCUGCGGGAGCAGAACCUGCGUGCACUGGAGCUGGAGCCCCUGGAGCCCCUGGAACCCCUGGAGCUAGAGGGCAGCCUGGCCGGGAGCCCCCCCGGACUGGGGCUGGGGCUGGCCCAAGGACUGGCCCCUCAGGCCCGAGUCCGCCUGGAGGCCCCCGGCCAUACCCACCCCCUGCAUCACUCGGCCCCACAACAGCACCAGCCCCAUCCAGCCCACCAUCACCCGCAUCCUCCCCACUCGCAUCCGCACUCUCAUCCGCACCCGCCUCACGUCCUGGUGCCGCCCCGGCCCUGGAGCUACCCGCGCCAAGCCGAAUCGGACCUCUCCAAGCCCCCGUGCUACGAGGAGGCGGUGCUGAUGGCCGAACCGCCACCGCCCUACAGCGAGGUGCUCACCGACACGCGCGGCCUCUACCGCAAGAUCGUGACACCCUUCCUGAGCCGCGACAGCUCCGAAAAGCAGGAGCAGCCGCCCAACUACAAGCCGCUCUUCCUGGACCGGGGCUACUCGUCGGCGCUGCACCUGCCCAGCGCCCCGCGGCCCGGCCCGCCCUGCCCCGCCCUCUACCUGCAGACCGAACGCUCCCGCCGCGUCUUCCCCAGCUGGACCGACUCGGAGCUGAGCAACCGCGACCCUCUGGAGCACGGAGCCUGGCGCCUGCCCGUCUCCAUCCCCUUGUUCGGGAGGACUACAGCCGUAUAGAGGGGGUGGCCCGAGCCCCUACCCCCUGGCCCCACCCCGGGGGCUAAGCGCCCGGACCAGAGCCAGCCCUGCCCAGCUCCCUGCCCUGCCCCGCGUCUUCCUUCCUUUCUCCCUCCCCGAGGGCAGGCCGUUCAGACUCCUUUCUUAGGCCUUGGGGGGGUUUUUAAAACACUUCCCUGGGACUCGGGGCUAUUUCUUACCCUGUUUGUUACAUUUUGAGGAUAAUAAAGGUGUGUGAUCGGCUUUGGUACAA
This is a messenger RNA of Sarcophilus harrisii (Tasmanian devil), 2823 nucleotides long. It is a transcript of the gene PRR7, whose product is annotated as proline rich 7, synaptic. Lineage: Eukaryota; Metazoa; Chordata; Mammalia; Dasyuromorphia; Dasyuridae. The transcript has 3 exons. The record is from RefSeq and is a predicted model, not a curated record. The coding region runs from base 1734 to 2570 and encodes 278 amino acids.